Messenger RNA from Sphaeroforma arctica JP610, 207 nucleotides. RefSeq lists its product as hypothetical. The record is from RefSeq and is a predicted model, not a curated record. NCBI's taxonomy places the organism in Eukaryota, Ichthyosporea, Ichthyophonida. The transcript is spliced from 2 exons. The coding region runs from base 1 to 207 and encodes 68 amino acids.
AUGCAACAGCACCCGAGCCAACAGCCCAAGAUACAGCAACAGAAAGCACUGCCCCAGGCAAAAGCCCCAUUCUCGAAUUCGGUUGCUGAGAUUACAUUAACCUGGCAGCUGGGACAGAACAGCAUCGAUUUGGCUGCUGGCUUACAUACUGUGGUCCCUGAACUAGGUAUCCCGGUGGAGGUGCUGUACCAGCAUGUUGAUAGCUAA